UAUAAAUCAGCCCGCAGCACAAACAGAGCCUCCGCGAGUCUCAGAGCCAUCACCGGAACUGAGGGCCCGCGUUUGCCGCGGCGAGUGCAAACAAGCAGAGACUGGCUGCGUAAAUCUUCCCAAGCGGGACCUUCUCCCGGCACCGUCCAGACUCGCGGGUUUGAGCUGAGGUCGAGCCCCAGCGCACCCAGCUCCUCCCGGGCUUGGGCAGCACGCACUCCCGAGCCCCGAAGACACCUGUCCAAGGAGGCGGCAGCGGCAAGGGCGGGGGCUCGCAGCGCUAUUGACACCGGAGGAAGAAAGGGAGGAGGGAGAGCGCGUUUCAUCAUCGGCGACGGCGGCGGCCACUUAUAAAAACUUCUGGGCGCGCACUCUCUUGUUCAGUUUCCGCGCCGCGCGCCUCCUCCGGCCAUCGCCACCAAGUUCUCCAUCCCCCGUCCGGCCGGACCAGCCCGCGAGGUCUCGCUUGGAGAGCUCGGCCCGGAGCCUGCAGCCACCGCCUCGGCAGGGCGGUGGGGGACGCCGUCCCCGUAUCACUCUGCAGCCCGGCCCGCCAUCCGCCACCAUGGGGCUGUUGCCCAAGCCCGGGGCGCGCCAGGGCAGCAGCGCCUCCUCGGGCCGAGCCGGCCGCUGUCCCCGCUCCGUCUUUGGCAACAUUAAGGUGUUCGUGCUCUGCCAUGGCCUCCUGCAGCUCUGCCAGCUCCUCUACAGCGCCUACUUCAAGAGUAGCCUCACUACCAUCGAGAAGCGCUUUGGGCUCUCCAGUUCUUCCUCGGGUCUCAUUUCCAGUUUGAACGAGAUCAGCAAUGCCAUCCUCAUCAUCUUCGUCAGCUACUUCGGCAGCCGGGUGCACCGUCCACGACUGAUCGGGAUUGGGGGUCUCCUCCUGGCCACCGGUGCCUUCGUCCUCACCCUGCCGCACUUCCUCUCGGAGCCCUACCAGUACACCUCGGCCAGCAUCGGGAACAGUAGCCGCUUCCAGACUGACCUCUGUCAGAAGCAUUGGCAGGACCUGUCACCUACUAAGUGCCAGAGCACCCAGCAGGACCCCCAGAAGGAAACCAGCAGCAUGUGGGGCCUGAUGGUGAUGGCCCAGCUGCUGGCCGGCAUCGGGACGGUGCCCAUUCAGCCUUUUGGGAUCUCCUAUGUGGACGACUUCGCAGAGCCCAACAACUCGCCCCUGUACAUCUCCAUCUUGUUUGCCAUAGCUGUAUUUGGACCAGCUUUUGGGUACCUGCUGGGCUCUGUCAUGCUGCAGAUCUUUGUGGACUAUGGCAGGGUUGACACAGCUGCAGUUAACUUGAGCCCAGGUGACCCUCGAUGGAUUGGAGCCUGGUGGCUGGGCCUGCUCAUUUCUUCAGGCUUCUUGGUUCUCACCUCUUUCCCCUUUUUUUUCUUUCCUCGAACAAUGCCCAGAGGAACAGAGAGGUCUCCUGCCAUAGUCGAUGAGGCGAGGAAGAUGGAAGAAGCCAAGUCUAGAGGCUCCCUGAUGGAUUUUGUUAAACGGUUCCCCCGCAUCUUCGUGAGGCUCCUGAUGAACCCGCUCUUCAUGCUGGUGGUCCUGGCCCAGUGCACCUUCUCCUCCGUCAUCGCAGGACUCUCCACGUUCCUCAACAAGUUUCUGGAGAAGCAGUACGGCACUUCUGCGGCCUACGCCAACUUCCUCAUUGGUGCCGUAAACCUCCCGGCGGCUGCCUUAGGGAUGCUGUUUGGAGGAAUCCUCAUGAAGCGUUUCGUUUUCUCUCUGCAAACCAUCCCCCGUGUGGCGGCCACCAUAAUCACCAUCUCCAUGAUCCUCUGUGCCCCUCUCUUCUUCAUGGGAUGCUCCACGCCAACCGUGGCCGAGGUCUACCCCCCUAGCACAUCAAGUUCUAUACAUCCGCAGCCUCCCGCCUGCCGCAGGAACUGCUCGUGCCCAGAUUCCAUCUUCCACCCUGUCUGCGGAGACAAUGGAGUCGAAUACCUCUCUCCUUGCCAUGCUGGUUGCAGCAACAUCAACACCAGCUCAGUAGUCUCCAAGCAAGUGAUCUAUUUGAACUGCAGCUGCGUGACUGGCGGAUCUGCUUCAGCGAAGACGGGAUCAUGCCCCAUCCCCUGUGCCCACUUCCUGCUCCCAACCAUCUUCCUCAUCUCCUUUGUGGCCCUGAUAGCCUGCGUCUCCCACAAUCCCCUCUACAUGAUGGUUCUGCGUGUGGUGAACCAGGAAGAAAAGUCAUUUGCCAUUGGGGUACAGUUCUUGCUGAUGCGCCUGCUGGCCUGGCUGCCCUCUCCAGCCCUCUAUGGCCUCACCAUUGACUACUCCUGCAUCCGGUGGAACUUCCAGUGCUCGGGGAGGCGAGGGGCCUGUGCCUACUACGACAACGACGCUCUCCGGGACAGCUACCUGGGCCUGCAGGUGGGCUACAAGGCGCUGGGCACGCUGCUGCUCUUCUUCAUCAGCUGGAGGGUGAAGAAGAACAGGGAGUACAAUGUGCAGGAGAAGGCGGCCGGCCUUGUCUGACCUUCAGCCUGGACCACCGCCCUGUUCCCGAGUGGACCCUGCCUCCUCCACCCCUGCCUGUCUUUACUAAUGUUAACACAUCUUUUCCUUUUUGUUUUUUUAAAUAAGAAAGAAAACCCCGGCCACUCUUUGCCUUCCCUGCCUCCUCCUCCCAACCUCUCCCCCACGGCCUCUAAGAGCUGAUGUAUAUCUGGGCUGGGUCCCACAGAGACAGAGGACCCAUUCUCCCCUGGCUCCUUGGAAGGGGCCCUCACAUGCCCAGGUUGUCCUCCAACAAGGAUGCCCACCUAGGCAGUCCCUGCCCCUCCCGGCCAAGCAGCCGGGCUCUCCUCUGAUUGCCCACACCCCAUGGAGAAGCAGAGUGGAAGGAAGGAGGGAGUGGCUGAGUUAUGAAUAACCAGAGUUAGGCUAGGAGCGGGGGAUUCAGCAUAGCAUAGAACCCAGAAGGGGCUGGCUCCCUUCACCCCCAAACCCUCGCUUCCUGCCCCAGAGGCCAUUUUGGAAGCUGCCAUGUUGGGAAGUACAACCCCACCUCCAGUACCCACACCCUGAGCAAUCCAGAGCAGGCAGAAGAAGCCCUGAGGAUGGGUUCUCCAAAUGCUGCUCACAUCGAGCCCAAGACCUUUGUGUCUCUGGACCUGCAUGUGUUUAUCUCUGUCUUUCUGGGGUUACAUUUCAAACAAAGAAAGCCACACAUGCUGAAGGCCUGAGGAAAGCCUGAGAAAUGUCAUGGUGCCCAAUCUCCCAACCUCAAAGUGGGGAUGAGACCCCCUCAUCUCAGAGUAAUGGGAAGGCCUCCCUACACUUCCCUGGGAGGAGAAGAGUUCUCACAUGAACUUCCCCAUCAGGACUUCAACCUGUGGCACAGGAGUAAAGGGAGGCACUCUGAGAUGCCAGCACAGCCAAGUGAUAGAGUGGAUGUCAAGUGCCACCCGCUGAAUGACAAGCUGCAGCCACAAAACGGAGGCCAGCAAGGUUGACUUCCCUCGUUUCAAACACGCUUGUGUUCCUCAACAUCCUCUCACGCCCUCUGUGGCCCUGGGCGGGGAGACACUGCUGCUAUGUGUUGGAGGUCAGAGGUGGAGGCCAGCAGAGGAAGCCUUCAUCAGUUAUUCUAUUUAUUGGAGAUCGACUUUGUGCUGGGCAGUGCUAGUACGUGGUUCUCCAGGGAGCUUCCCUCAGAUCUUACCUCACCUCCCUCCAUGUCCACUAGGGCCUCCUCCCAGAGCAUGCUUCAUGGGCAGCGUGGACAAUGCAUGUAGGAGACACACAUGCUGUCAAGCACUGCAAGUACCCAAGAUCAGUAAGAAGGAUCCUGACCUGACCAUCCGUGCCAUCCAUGGCUCCACUAUACAGACUCUGUGAGAUGGAGACCUGGCUCACCAUGUCUCUGGAGCAGCGGGGCAUUGGUCAUUGUCAUGCAUGACCCUUGGGUGCCAUUCCUCUUGGAAGACCUCCUUCCAGAAGCAUAGUGGAAGCCACUUUUGCAAAGGCCUACUGUCAGCAGUUUGUGUCUGUGGCCCAACUGCCGUGAGACGCAAGUCUUCUGGAAACCACUAUUACAGACAGCCCUCUUUCCAAAGCCACCAGCCUUAUUUCCACAGAUCUCACUCAGGAAAGGAGGCUCCAGGCAACCUCAGGGGCCAGUUUCAGCAUUUGCAAUGAUUCUGCUUGGAAAAUGAUUCCCUCCAAUUAACCCUGGUCUUUCUCGCUGCAGUUUAACCAAAUUCUGAAGGUGCUGCCUUCACCUGAGCUCAUGAACAAUGAAUGCCAACCUUCAGGUUCUAGAAGAUUGGUUGCCCUCCUAAUCCUUUAUUCUAUUAUAUUGCUAUUAAUAUAUUAUAAUUUUACUAUUGA
This is a messenger RNA of Sciurus carolinensis (gray squirrel), 4357 nucleotides long. It is a transcript of the gene Slco2a1, whose product is annotated as solute carrier organic anion transporter family member 2A1. The transcript has 15 exons. NCBI's taxonomy places the organism in Eukaryota, Metazoa, Chordata, Mammalia, Rodentia, Sciuridae. Bases 566 to 2500 code for a protein of 644 amino acids. Gene Ontology annotation, cellular component: membrane. Gene Ontology annotation, biological process: transmembrane transport; prostaglandin transport; sodium-independent organic anion transport. The record is from RefSeq and is a predicted model, not a curated record. Gene Ontology annotation, molecular function: prostaglandin transmembrane transporter activity; protein binding.